GAGCGCGGCCGCUGUCUGGAAGGCUGUCAUCGAGGGGACUGCGCACGCCGGGCAGGUCCGUGUCACCACCUCGGAGACCUACCGUGCCCUUGCCGCGGAGGCCGCCCGGACCGCCCGUCUCUCCAAGGAGCGGAUGCUCAAGAAGGUACCAGAGCAAGGAUCCCCGCUCUCCCUGUCCCCACAGUUCUCGGCACGGCUGGCUGAGCACUCGAGGCAGCUCGCGGGGGUGCAGAAUGAGUACAGCUUCGCUCUGGUGUCUGCCACCGCCCACCUGGAGCAGUGCCGGGAGGGUUUCCCACCUGCUCUCCCCCAGGCAAUGGAUGGUGACCUCUACGACCGGCUGCGGGAGCACUUGUCAGAAGCCACCAAGACGCGGGUGGAAACCACCCAGCGUGACGAUGUCCCCCUGCCCCAGGUCAGCCGGGUGAAGGCAGAGGCACGGCUGGCACUGCUGCGGGCAGCGGGGCUGGACGUGGACACUUGGCUGUCAGGGGCCAUGGUGGGGACGAGCGAGGAGUCGCCCACAGAGCUGGAUCCGGCUGAGUUUGACGACUACGAGGACAGUGAUGAGCUGGAUGAGGACAACGAGCCCAGCCCUGCUGCCCGCACCUACCCCUACACCUGCCGGGUGAUCUUCGGGUACCAGNNNUGCCAGGCGGAUGAGCUGUCCAUCACUCAGGGUGAAGAGCUGGAGGUCAUCGAGGACGGUGAUGCAGAGGAGUGGGUGAAGGCUCGGAACAAGGCAGGCCAGGUCGGCUACGUUCCCGAAAAGUACCUGCUGUCCCUGGGCGGUGAGCCAGGGGCCGGAGCUGGCCCCCCGGGACCCUCUGCCCUGCACCGCCAGCUCUCCAGCAUCAUGGCUGCGGAGCUGGUGCUGGAGCCCGGAGCCUGGCUGGUGCGAGCCCUGUACGACUAUGAGGGGCAGAGCCCUGAGGAGCUGAGCUUCCCUGAGGGGGCCAUUAUCCGGGUGCUGCCCC
Messenger RNA from Eurypyga helias (sunbittern), 977 nucleotides. It is a transcript of the gene FCHSD1, whose product is annotated as FCH and double SH3 domains 1. The transcript is spliced from 7 exons. Gene Ontology annotation, molecular function: protein binding. The annotation marks the transcript as partial. Gene Ontology annotation, cellular component: neuromuscular junction; recycling endosome. The record is from RefSeq and is a predicted model, not a curated record. Lineage: Eukaryota; Metazoa; Chordata; Aves; Eurypygiformes; Eurypygidae. Gene Ontology annotation, biological process: neuromuscular synaptic transmission; regulation of actin filament polymerization.